AUGAAUAAACUAGAAUAGAAAGCUGUUCAUUCUUUGCUUCAACUAGCAAAAGAAGAAGAAACAAGAAGUGAAAGAAAUUGGGAACCUCAAUCCCCAAAGCAAAAUGAUUUUAUCUCCCCUUAACCGAAGAGUAUUAAUUAGCAUAGAAAAAAUAUAAGAAUAAUUCAAAAUCAUAAAGCAAGACAAAAGUCUUCUAUAGAGAUCAAUCAAGAUGAUGAUUAAUAGCUUUCACAACCUUCGCAAAAAGAAAAUUCACUGUAAUAAUUAAUUGAAGAGUAUAUGAAAUAAAUUCGACAUACCCAAAGAUAACUUGAAUCGAUACACCAAUCAAAAUUCGAUUUGAAAUCUGGCUGGGUUAAUUUUAGUUCAAUAAUUCUCGAAAACAAGGCAAAGGUUACCAAAAAAAAACACUAAAGAAAAUAAUCAACAAAAAGUAUAACAACAAUACAUACAAAAAAAGACUCCGCUUCGAAAAGUAUUACUUAAUGA
Molecule: messenger RNA, 489 nt
Organism: Paramecium tetraurelia
Lineage: Eukaryota; Ciliophora; Oligohymenophorea; Peniculida; Parameciidae
Exons: 2
Source: RefSeq, a predicted model, not a curated record